AGUUGUGUCACCAUAGUUGGAUACAUCUCGCGUAAAGAUUCGUAAAGACAGGACCGCGUCAACGCGCGUAACGCGCGGCUAAAAGAGACGCGGAUAGAGAUAGCUAAUCAUUAUGCUGUUUUUUUUAGGAGCAAAAUGCUGAUUGAUUACCGCGUUGUUCCUUGUCACACGUAACGCGUUGACGCAGCCGGCCUAAAGUACGCAAAAAAUGAACUCUCGUCUCACCGCAACACAAGAUCACAUUCUGUCUUUUCAACAUCGAACAAUAAGACGCGAAGUAUAUACUUCAAAUAUAUAAAUUGUAGUUUUAAGUGAAAAUCAAGUGGAACAUCUCGAUAUAACUCAGACGUGUGGUUUUUUCGAAUUAAUAGAAAGUAUAAUAUUUUCUCAUGGAAUUCUGAUAUUUGAGCAGUGACACUCCACCGGCAUGCCAACAAAAAUACUAGAUUGCACGUUGAGUACAACGACGACGAAUCGCGCUACAAUGAAACCAAAGAAACUCAAGUGGAACAACUUGUGCAACUUGUACCUGAACAGCAGCAGAAAGCUCGGUAUUAAGCUCCGUCGUGCGUAAGACGGGAAAGUGCCACGCGUUCUACUUUUGAUCAGUUAAAUCCUUCGUUGAAAAAAAAAACAUCCCGUAAUAUCCGUGAAAUUGAAAAAGAACCAGUCGAAACGAUCGCAUUGAGAAGAUGAAGAACGUAAAUUCAAGCGUUAAAUACUGUUCGCUUGAUUCGUUCCAUUCGUUUCUUCGGCUUUUUUCAUUGUCGCGACCUCGGUAAAGCGUGAAAUAGUGAUAACAAAUGUUUUCGAGUGUGUAACUCCAAUUUGUGACCACAAUGCUCAAUAAUUUCACCAUGUCGGUCAUCGACGAUUUCGAAGACAUCGCGUCGAACAGCACCAACACGACGGACUUUCCCGAUUACGACAUCAACGAGUCCUUCAGCCAUUUUAAUUGGAAAGAGCUGGGUCCUGUGCUGGUGGUCUACAUUUUGACUUUUUUCCUCGGAUUAAUCGGAAACGUUAUUAUCAUCACUUCGACUCUUUGCCCGAGACUCAGACCGCUACCGGCGACGCCGACAAACGUUUUCCUUGGAGGUCUGGCUACAGCUGAUCUUCUGUUGAUCAUGUUCUGUAUACCGGUGAAGAUAGCGAAACUGUUCUCUUACACGUGGACGAUGGGUCUCUUUCUAUGCAAAGCGGUGCAUUACAUGCAGAGCGUAUCGGCUAUCUGCUCGGUUGUUACUCUUACGGCUAUGUCGAUCGAAAGGUAUUAUGCAAUAGUGCAUCCAAUGAGAGCGCAGUAUACGUGCACUAUCAGUCAAGCUCGCAAAAUCGUGAUAAUUACCUGGAUCGCGGCAUUUCUGCUCGGGAUUCCAAUGGCGUUUACACAAACGCAUAAAAAAGUCGGACUGAGAUACAUUGCUUACUGGUGCGUGCGCGAUUCCGAAGCCGCGCUUCUGUGGCGAGCUCACGAGGUUUACAUGCUCGUCGUGGUUCUUUUGCUGCCGCUAAUCGUCAUGACGUUUUGCUACACGACCAUCUGUUGGGAAAUCUGGCGUGUUAUGAAGCGCCGGCAUCACAUGACAUCACGACACGCACUAAAUCCAAAUAGUUUGGAUACGGAAUCUAUACCUAUGACGCAACGGCAGGGUGGAAACGAGCGAAAAUCGCGUAAAGACGACGACGACGAGUCACGGACUAUCAAGCAGGUGGUGAAGAUGCUGGUAGCUGUCGUGGUGCUGUUCGCCAUCUGCUGGGCUCCUAUGCUUAUCGAUAAUGUCCUGACCGCUUACGGUGUCUUCCCGCGUAUCAAACACGGAGCGCACAAGCACUUCAACACCGCGUUUCAGUUGAUGGCCUACUUUAACAGCUGCAUAAACCCGAUAAUUUAUGGGUUUAUGUCGAAGCACUUCAGGGAAAGCUUCUUGUCGGCCGCCUGCGGCGGAUGGUGGAUUUGCUGUCCCAGAAGAGGCUAUAGAGCAUCAGUAACGAGGCAUCCCAGCCUCAGCCAGACCAGAACCACCAGUAUGAGGUGGAUUCGAAACUCCUUCCAUGAGUCGAAGUCCCGAAACUCGACCGACGUGCAUCUCGUAGCCUACCCAUGACACGUCUGCGGGGUUCGCAAGCCCCCGUGCAACCUGGUCGGCUCUGACAGCCAGAAAUCUCGAAAUCCCGCGCAUGUUGCCACGCAUGUCCGACUAGGAUAGAGACCAAAAUGGAGAACACGACUGGAUCGAGAUGGACCUGAUUCUUUCUUCAUUCCCGGGUCAGGUCAUCGGGAGAGGUCUCCGUCGGAUAAGGAUUGCAAUUCCGACACGUGGGAGACGCGAUUAUAGAAUUUACAGAGAUGUAACACACGUUGACCGCUUGUUGAUCCUUUUGUCCGCCUACGAUCGACAGCUGUCGGUCUCAAGAUGCUGAAGUGACACACAAGUUUCGUGAACAACUUUGCGGAGUUGCCGUCUACUUAGACACUCCCGCAAGUUAAUGUAGUAAAGUAAGUCACUCACGACGUGUACACUCGUGAUCUAUUUAUCAACGACUCUCUCUCUCGGCGCACCUCAACGCGUCGUGGCGGCAUUAUUACUCAUUCGUCGCGUGGGCGAGAUAAUUGGACAGCUGAUUAAUUGGAUAGUCGGACAAUUGAACAGUUAACAAUCAGAGCCUCGGUAAAUAUAGAUGGACAGGUCAAGAGGAUGAAAUUUUAGAUGUCGGCAACGCGGCCAGUAACGGAUGACGAUCGCAUAUCUAGGAUAGUCAUCAACAAUGAGAUAUAAAUAAUUAUAGCGUAUAAAUAUAGAAAUGAGUCGUUUUUUU
Messenger RNA from Pseudomyrmex gracilis, 2820 nucleotides. RefSeq names its product pyroglutamylated RFamide peptide receptor-like. Gene Ontology annotation, biological process: G protein-coupled receptor signaling pathway. Bases 840 to 2108 code for a protein of 422 amino acids. Lineage: Eukaryota; Metazoa; Arthropoda; Insecta; Hymenoptera; Formicidae. Gene Ontology annotation, cellular component: plasma membrane. The record is from RefSeq and is a predicted model, not a curated record. Gene Ontology annotation, molecular function: thyrotropin-releasing hormone receptor activity; peptide binding. The transcript is spliced from 11 exons.